AACAGAAGCAUGAGGCCAAAGGGCAGGAGGGGAACAAGAGCUUUUGAAAAACAAGUAAGUGACAGUAUAAACUUUGCAGUUGAUAUUUUAACAUCAGAGUACAUUGGGAAAUAUUAGAGUAAAAUGAUAAAAUGUAAUUAUAUUAUACAUUUUAGAUUAAUUUGCUUUCCUGAUGCAACUUCAUCUUCCUCUGGGUUUAAAACCUUCAGAGACAGUACUGCAGCCUUUAUUAAACAAAGCAAUUUAACUUCUAAAAAUACAACUGGAUAAAAUGUAAGCAAUACCUUUUUAACAAUGACGCCAUAAUUUCACUGGAGUGUAUAUAAGCAAUCUGUUGCUCACAGAGUUAACUCUCUGUAGACACGCACAUAGAGCCCCCAAGACCGAAGCCUAAAUUGCAAGUUUUAUUUUUGGGGGGAGGGGGGGCUUUAUAAAUAGAGCUGUGAACCCUGCUCUCUGCUGUUUCCUCUUCUGUGUCACUUAGUUGCAUUUUCUGUGCUCUUAUUCUUCAUGGGACAUUAAAGAGCAGGACGCUGUGACACCACAGUGACUUUUUACACAUACAUGUCUCACUGCAGCCACUUUCUGCAUCUCAUUCUGUUCCUGUUGCAGCUACAGUCUACAGGACACUGCCAGAGAAACCAGUUGAGUGGUGUCAGAAAGCUGUUUUCAGGACUAAAUUCCCAUAUGUGAGACAGAAUGAGUCUUCAGCUGUAUCCUGAAUUAAUCUCAAUAUGUCACAGAAUAUGCUUAUAAAGCAGGGGUGGCCAAUCUUAUGCAUUAAGGGCCACAUUGUAUGCAGAUUUUACUGCAAUUCCCUAAUUAGAUUAAUUAGAGGACUGGUUGGCUGAAGAGUCCUCAGACUUGCGUUUGAACAGCUGACCAAAAGGUUAUCCCAGAAACCUGCAAACACACUGGCCCUUUGUGGAUAAGAUUAGCUACCCCUGUUAUAAUCUGUACCUUGAUAGAUUAGAGAGAAUCUAAAGAGGAGUCCAAUCAUUUAUAUGUAAAACAUCCACUGUCAUUACCAGCUUUAAUCAUAUCAGUGUAACAAUGUUCAUAUUCAACCAAACCAAAUUCUGAGGGAAAAUUAAAAUCAGUGAUGACAAAAAUGAAGUUGUGCUUCGUGUAAAUAUUUCAUUUUCAUUCUCCAUUUCAGUAUAUACUGUGAUGAUAUGUAAAUGUCACAAGGCGUACAUUUUAAACCCAUUAACUGAAUGCAAAGGUAUUUGUAACAAAACGAAGACACACAUAGAAAGUAUUGUAUAGUAAUGGAAAAAUGUAGUGCUAUACUCAGCAUCCGGUCACAUGACAGCUUUGAUCUGAGGUGCCACAUUUCUCGUUGAACUCCUGCUCAGUACGAGUAUCGAUAUGGACAAUCAAGCACAUUUACUCUCCUGGGUUAUUUUGUCUGUCCUCUCAGGUGUGACCAGUGUAAAUCUGCAAUGCUGCAGCACAGGAGAAACUGUUUAUAUGCAAAUACCAGACAACAGUAUAAAGGCUGUACAAUGGAAAUAUGGUAACUACACUGUCGCUACUAGUACAAUUAGGUACAAAUCCUCAACUGAAGUUUUUCAAAAUUUCACACUUAAAAUUACUAACAUCCAGAAGAACUGGAGUGGUGACAUUACUGCAUAUGGCUAUGAUUCGAAUGGGAAACAUCUGCUGACAGAGACACAUCAUUUGGUGGUGCUGGGUCACCCUGUGGUUGAAUUCCUCACUUGUGCUCAUGGCACAUCUGUGUUUUACUGUGCUGAUGACAAUGGGGAUGAUACUCUGUACACAUGGACUGUCAGAGAUGAUGUCCUGGGUGAGGAGAAGGUAUUCAGUAACAGCAGUAAACACAUUUCUGUGGAGGUGCUUUCAGGAAGCGUCCACUGCACUCUGAAAACGAAGAGCUGCACUGUUCAGAGUGAACCUGUCAGCUUUAACUGUACAAAAACUCCCACUCCCUGGGGUCUGACAGCUCUGACCGGCGUCUCUGUCUUGAUGCUGUGCCUGACUGUGGCUGGGAUCUCAUUCUGCUUUCUAAGAUGGUACAAGAAACACCAUUUAAGCACCAAAUCAGAAAAUUCCAGUGUCUCACCAACGCCAGUUAAUGAGGAUAUUGUUUACAGUGAAGUCAGAGUUGCAAAGCAGCGCAGAUGAUUCAACUAACUUUAGUUCAACUACAGAAUCACAGUGUUCAGCUGAUUAUACCGUCUUGUAUAUCUUGCUGGUAAUCCAGGAUUUUUGGGAUGUGCUCCAGAGCCAUACAAUACUGAACAAUGGAUAUGUGUAUUAGGUCUGUGUUAAGCUGAGCUAUUAUUUGAAUACUUUUAAAACUAAUUCAAUACAGACUUUAUGCAGAAAGUUGGUAUAUGUAUAGAUAAAGGAAGUGAAACCAAGUGUCAGUUGAGCAGCGGUCCAGCCUUUCUGGGCUUAUAGGGACUGUGGGGUCUGCAGCUUUGUCUCUGAAUAUGAACAUUGUUACACUGAUAUGAUUAAAGCUGGUAAUGACA
Messenger RNA from Paramormyrops kingsleyae, 2501 nucleotides. The record is from RefSeq and is a predicted model, not a curated record. NCBI's taxonomy places the organism in Eukaryota, Metazoa, Chordata, Actinopteri, Osteoglossiformes, Mormyridae.